GAGCGGCGGCGGCGCGGGCCGGCGGCAGGGGAAGGAAGGCUGGCGCCCUGCGGCGGGCGCUCGGCGGGCAGGAGGCGGCUGCGCCGGUGGCUCCCCGCGUUCCUGGCGCUCGGCUGCUGGGCGCCCCACGCCAUGUUCUCGGUGCUCUCCUACGGCAGGCUGGUGGCGCGGGCGGUCCUGGGCGGCCUCUCGCAGACGGACUCCCGCGACUACAGCCUGGUGACGGCCAGCUGUGGCUUCGGCAAAGAUUUCCGCAAGGGCAUCCUCAAGAAAGGCAUGUGCUACGGGGAUGACGCCUGUUUCGUGGCGCGGCACCGCACCGCGGAUGUGCUGGGGGUGGCAGAUGGUGUUGGUGGCUGGAGAGACUACGGGGUUGACCCUUCUCAGUUCUCAGGGACUCUCAUGCGGACAUGUGAACGUUUAGUAAAAGAAGGACGGUUUGUUCCAAGCAAUCCUGUUGGAAUUCUCACUGCAGGCUAUUGUGAGCUGCUGCAGAACAAAGUACCUUUGCUUGGGAGCAGCACAGCUUGUAUAGUAGUCCUGGACAGAUCAAGUCAUCGUUUACAUACAGCCAACUUGGGAGAUUCUGGAUUUUUGGUAGUCAGAGGUGGGGAAGUCGUCCAUCGAUCCGACGAGCAGCAGCAUUACUUCAACACUCCCUUCCAACUGUCUAUAGCUCCACCAGAAGCAGAAGGAGUUGUCUUAAGUGACAGCCCCGAGGCUGCUGACAGCACGUCCUUCGAUGUCCAGCUUGGGGACAUCAUCCUGACCGCCACGGACGGACUGUUCGACAACAUGCCUGACUACAUGAUCCUGCAGGAGUUGAAAAAGCUGAAGAACUCCAACUACGAGAGCAUCCAGCAGACUGCACGGAGCAUUGCUGAGCAAGCCCACGAGCUGGCUUAUGACCCCACGUACAUGUCACCCUUUGCACAGUUUGCCUGUGACAACGGAUUGAAUGUCAGAGGGGGGAAACCAGACGACAUCACCGUCCUUCUUUCCAUCGUAGCCGAGUACACAGACUGAGGUCCUGGUGCUGUCCGAGCUGCCCCCGGCCGGUUUCCUGCUGGCAGGAUUGUUCCUUCCUCCCCAGCUGCUCCGGGCAGCCGGCCCUGAGCCCGGAGCCUGGCCCGAGACGCAGCUGAGGCCCUUUCUAAGAACCACUCGUAGCCCACUGGUCUUGGUCUGCCAGCAAGAGAUGAAGAUGCUCAAGGCUUGGAGCUUUUCUUUGAGAGCUUAGUCCUUGUCCGGAGCAGGGGAGGAUCCAUCCCACAGCCUUGCUGUGCUGCCGAUGUGACUUUCCAAGGAGUAGAAUUGGUUGAUCACCUUUCAAACUAGAUCAAUAGGUAACGCCUCCGCACGAGGGCAUAUUACUCUAUUUCCUAGGAACGUUCGCUGUUGUUGAGGGUGUGUUACAGACCCAGUUCCAUAAAGCAUAGUCUUGUUCCAGUGAUAGCCGAGGUUUCGUGUUUCUGAGCUCCGGUUUUCAGGAGAUUUAUAACUGCUGUAAACAUUCUGCUCUUGCCAUCCAUGGUGUCAGCCUUAGGAGCCUUUUCUAGUACGAGAUUUCAAACAAACCUAGUUCAAGUUAUAUGGAUGCAAAUGUGUUUUGUGAUUUCAGGUGCUUAACUGUGAUCUUAAAAGUUCUGCAGAUCAUUCGUCCAUAAUGGGCCUGGUUCUGGAUGUUUUGGCUGUGGAUAAUUAUUAUUUUUUUUUUAAACAAAAAUUCUAGCUCAGUCUCAAACAGCCAAGCUGGCCACACUUAAGGUCUUUCAGCAUUUGAACCCAUCUCAGCGUGGGAUGAUGGUAAAUGCUACGGUGGGAGGUUGCACAAAACAGCUCAUCCUCAAUCCGAGCGUCUUCACUUCGGGUAGAUAAUUCUGUUGUUGAUAUAAAACAUAAUUUGUGUUAAUAAUUGCCACUCUUGCUUGUAGAACAGAAUAUGCUGCACCAGUUUAAGUCCAGUUGAUCCUUUCUGACUCAAACAGGCACCUCUUUGCUUCUGCUGCAGCAGCGGCAGCGAGUACGAAAAUGGAAACUUAAUGAAAAUAAUCAGCAAAGCUUACAUUUCAUUUUAACUAAAGUUUAGGGUUUUCAAUGAUCCUUAAUGAUGUUUACAGUUAUCUAACAGCCACUUUGCAAUAUGACAUUUCCUUUUCAAUGACAGUAGCUCACGUUUGUCCCCCCUUUUCCAGCCAGCUUUCCUUUUCUUUUCCUGAGGCUCAUGUGAAAGCUGAGAGCUGUAAAGAUAUAUAUAUUUUUGGUCAGUUUUUCAUUAACUUUUUUGCUGGUAGAGAAGUAUGUAGAAAUAAAUUAAAGCCAUGUUUUUAUAUAUAAAAAGUCGGGUAAUGUUGCUGUUUAGGUGAGUGCAGUUAAACUUGGUCAGUAAGGAAUCUUACCUGCUCUCAAGAGGAGAUUUUUACUACCUGGUUUAUUGUAUUAAAACUGUUUAAGUUUGAGGUUACCUCAACUUGUUUAAAGAAUUUUUGUGGACUUGUACUGUAUAUUUGCGUAACUAUGUCAAGCUUUUAUUUAAGGUCAUUUAACAUGUACCAUGUACAUGUCAUUUUACUAUAUUUCAGUGCAUCAUGCUUGUAACAGGCAUUUCAUUUAUAAUAAGUGAUUAAUUUGGGAGCUCUUCAGUAAUUUAUCUGCUAUUCCUCAAUUGGCAUAAUGUUAGAUAUCUACUUUAAAUCACCUUGUAAUUACUCGUCAAAAUGCCUUAACUACCCUAACUUGACCAAAAUAGGAUUUUGGUGAGGGUAUGGGGAGGAUUAUAUUAAUGAAGAAAAAUUAAUUAGUUUUGUGACACACAAACAGUGAGUGGUGGAGAACUUUGCACAACCUGUCAGUCCUUGUUUUUAACCUGAACAAGCUGUCUCUGGCUGUCUUGGAGGAAUGUAUUCACAUGCAGAACAGGGCUUUGUUUCUUGUUUGGGAGGGGCUUUUCUCUCCUGACUCUGGGUGUCUUUACAUUUAUCCAGCAUUUACUCUGCACGCUUCUGGAUUAGAGCAGAUUUGAUCAAUUCUUCUUUCCCUUUGCCCUUCCCUUCAGGCGAUGCCCCUGUGGCCCCUGGCUGUCCUCUGCUCUCAGCACAGUCCCCCACUCUCCCUGUUUCCCCUUCCCGGCUUUCCAGACCUUUUCCCGGGGACGUGUGUGGGUCAGAGGGUCUGGAAUUCCCGAAUUCCUGCUCCUCCGGGGCCGGGCGCGCUCCCUGUCUGUAUCCGCAAAUCCGUUUGCCUCAUAUCACACCAUGACCUGUUGGGUUUUUUUAAAUAAAGAACAAAUUUGGGUUUUGAUUUACAAAUCAUGAGUUUUUCCCUCACCGGGCACACCAAAGACCAGUAAAGCUUUUAGCUUUUCCAUCUGUUUAUAAAGCAAUACUGUAUUAUAAAGAAUUGAUAUUUUUAUCACA
Molecule: messenger RNA, 3416 nt
Organism: Pseudopodoces humilis (Tibetan ground-tit)
Lineage: Eukaryota; Metazoa; Chordata; Aves; Passeriformes; Paridae
Gene: PPTC7
Product: protein phosphatase targeting COQ7
Biological process (GO): protein dephosphorylation
Cellular component (GO): mitochondrion
Molecular function (GO): protein serine/threonine phosphatase activity
Source: RefSeq, a predicted model, not a curated record